This is a messenger RNA of Zygosaccharomyces rouxii, 576 nucleotides long. RefSeq names its product Mdy2p (gene MDY2). NCBI's taxonomy places the organism in Eukaryota, Fungi, Ascomycota, Saccharomycetes, Saccharomycetales, Saccharomycetaceae. Gene Ontology annotation, molecular function: protein binding. The coding region runs from base 1 to 576 and encodes 191 amino acids. The record is from RefSeq and is a predicted model, not a curated record. The transcript has a single exon.
AUGAGCAUUGCAUCUCCUGAACACGAAUUCGUCUCCAAGUUCUUGACACUAUCAACUCUUACCCAACCAGUGUUACCAAAGGACUACAAAAAACCAUUGCAACAGGUGAACAGUUUAGGUGUAGCACUUCCAGCACUCAGAUACAAAUACCAUUCCAAGAGAUCUAACAAAGAAGAUAAUGCCAAAGGACUGAAAUUGAUCUUGAAAAACAUUAAACCUCCAAAAUUCACUGUGGAGAAUGAAUUUGGUCGCAAUGAUACUGUCCGUCAAGUUAAAGAGUAUUUAAUAUCUGAAGGUAAGGCACAGCAAUUUGGCCAAGUGAAAUUAUUAUUUAAGGGUAAAGUUUUACACGACAGUGGAAUUUUGUCAGAAGUGAUCGAGGAUGGGGCUACCAUCACCGUAAUGAUUUCCAAACCUGAAGUUGUUCAACAACAGGAGGAGCCCACUCCAGUGAAAAAUUCUUUGCAGAUUCCCUGGGAAGCAAUUGAGAAGACACUUGCCCAUGAGUUGAAGGAUUCCCAUCAAACUGCAUUAGCCUUACAAAGAUUGCAAAAAGGUUGGGAUAUGACCAAGUGA